Messenger RNA from Anopheles merus, 3252 nucleotides. RefSeq lists its product as uncharacterized. The transcript has 2 exons. NCBI's taxonomy places the organism in Eukaryota, Metazoa, Arthropoda, Insecta, Diptera, Culicidae. The coding region runs from base 222 to 3188 and encodes 988 amino acids. The record is from RefSeq and is a predicted model, not a curated record.
GUCGCUUUGCACAGAGGGUGUCAUCAAGUCGCACUGACAGCUUCCGUGUGUGGAUUGAAAAGAAAGGAAUAAUACGUGGAUUUGCGCAGCAGAUCAAAUUGGUUUGUGCUCUAUUAGGCUGGAAAUAGACGAACCGAGAUCGUCCCGGUGCCAAAGAACAAGAAGUAGAAGAGAUUCUGAGAUUAUAGAUCAUUGUAUCUGCUUUCUUACAAUUGAACAAAAUGGAGAGUCUGGCAAAAACAACCGACGAAUGCAAAAUGGAGAGUCUGGCAAAAGCAACCGACGAAUGCAACGAACAGCUAAAAGCGAGCUCACUGCAAGAUAAGCCAAGCCCGAGUCGGAAGCAGGAAGCAGUUUCAGUAGGCAGUGGAGAUCAACACAAAAGAGAUCAAAUGAACGGUUACAAUACUUUGAAACAGAUUGAAAAAAAGCAUCGAGCUGAGCGUUUCAGUCUGGGAGAUUUGAAAAAGGAAUACAGCACGGUGUUCGAACAAACUGUGCAGCUGUGUGGAACGCAAGUACCCUUCGGUAAAUUGUUUGAAAUCAAUUUAAAGAAGAAUUAUGAACUUUGCUAUUGUAAUUGUAAUGAAGGGGAUACAGAGGUCAGUUUGAGCGUUGCACUUAGGAUUUUAGACAAAUUCAUCGUAAAUCCGACUGAAAAUGAAGCAGAUUUUAUACGGGAUGAGCACAUAUUUGUACAGCGAACAUUAACUCGAGCAGAUAAUGGAAGAUAUUUGUCGUGCAAUGUUGAGGAUUUGUUCAAGGAGUUUAAAAAAGGUUACUCUACGGAAUGGGACUAUAGUUUCUUGAGCCAGUAUGACAAAAAAUCGAAAGACUACGUACCUGUGCAGAAGUAUAACGACACUUUCUCCUAUGUUAAGGAGGAAUGGCUAAGGAGUAAACCGCUACAGCCGCAGGUUGAUUAUGAAUAUAGCGAAGAAAAUUUACAUGAGCUGUUGGAUGAUGACCACAUCCCAAUGUUGCUUAUCAUGGGUCCGGCCGGCAGUGGCAAGAGCACCUACCUACGCUGGUUGGCGCAAUAUAUCGAGCAGUACAAUCCCGCCUGGUGGGUGGUACGAUUCAGUGUAACCGAACAUUCGUGUUAUCUAAGCGCCAUUUUGAAGGGAAUGCAGUCUGAAACUGGUAACAACUGGAAGGCACAGCAGCAAGCGAUACAAACGUUAUUUCGUAUUUAUUUUUACGUCCACUUGGUCGCAAGUGGUGAACGGCAUGGUAAACGGCAAGCGCUCAGUGACGCCGAACAAUUAGCAGAUCAAUGUUGCAGCUUUUUACGCUUUGGGGGUGAAAAAUUAUAUCUGAAUGAAUGUUCGUGUCCGUUACCAUUCGAGCAAACAGUAAUGCUACGCCUGUUUGUGGAGAAAUUUAACGCAAAUGAACUGUGGCUGCUGUUCGAUGAAUUCAACGAAUUGCCGCAAGGUGAUAAGGCUUUAGUAUGGAACAUGUUCAAUGCCCUACAAAAUGUUACCACUAAAAAGACGAUGCGAGGACUGUACGUCACAUCUCGUACGGAGGAGCCCGGUAAUUUGUUUCGACGCCAGACGCUGUACCUCAAGCCGUACUCAGUCGCGGAUCAGAUCGCACACAUUAACAAGCUGUUGGAUAACAUUGACUUCUGUGUCUCGUUAUCAGUGGAGCAGCGAGAAGAACUGUCCCUCACAUUCUAUUCACUAACUGGUCGGCUUGUAUCGUACUACAACUCGAUCUUAGCAGAGCCACUGUUCUUGGAAAUGUUCUGCCGACUAUGGAGUGUCGCAAUGCCCUAUAUGUUGCAGUUGGAAAAUUUUACCAUUUCGCGGAAGUUAAUAGACCUCCUAACUGAGCCUAGAAAUUUAACUAUAUAUCAACUACUUCAGCAUUUUAAUGGCAGUCGAUAUUACGCCAAAAUUCUUUCGCCUAAAUGUAGGGCCUUCGGUAUAUACCAAACCUCCCAUAACUUUAAAGUUGUUUGUAAUACGCACGAUCUAGGCAGGCUCGCAAUGUGUACGCUCUUCGGCGAGCAAACAGUAAAGGCGCUGCUGUCUCCAUAUGAAACUCAGUUCACCAGUUUGAUGGAGCGAUUGCGCACAAGCAUUUUUAAUUCGCGCGGCGUGUUUAAAGGUGUCGUUAAUGGUGUGCCAAUAUUCAAACAUCAACUGUUUGUGGAACUGUAUGCGGCAUCUUGGCUAUCGGAAAAUCUUCUAUCGCCCAAGGUAGCGUCCUUUUACCGAACGCAUGUGCACCCAUCGAUGGGAAGGGUGAGAACGCUUUUGGACAGUAUAGUCAUAAGCAAAUGUACAUACUUUGAAUACACGGGAGCGCCGUACGGCAUACGGCGUGCGUAUAGACAGUUUCCACACCAUAUCCAGCCCAAUGUAGUGGAUGAGUUAGGCCAUAGUCCAGACGCGUUGUUUCUGGCAGACACGCUUAGCACGGUGUAUAAUACGGGCGUAGGGGCCAACCAUUUGCUUAAUUGGUUAGAGAUCAUGCAGCAUGCACCAGCGGCCGGUACCCUAUUCAGUACCGUUGUAUUCAAAGCGGCACCGAUCGAUGUUGCGAUGCGACAUGGUUGUGCAGAAGCCACUGAACGGCUUGUCGGUUCAGUCUUUCGUCCCACUGCAUUCGACGAGUACGCGAACGUUCCGAACACCCGCAAAUGGAACGUGCUUAGCCAUUGCCGUACGCUGAUAUGCCGGGACGGUGCAGCCAAGCUGGAGCAGUAUGUUUUCAAACAGCUGUACGAUGAAUUUACCAAGACCUCCUCAUUCGACGGUUGGUUGGGUGUUAACGCCUUUACACAUGUUUUGCAUCCAGACCUUUUCAUGCCUAGGAAAUUUCAUUUAUUCGACACUUGGCGUAUGAAACAGCAGCAAAGCAUCUGGUACCUUUGCUUUUUUAUUGAUGCACCCCAGUUGAUCGGGGACAUGGUACGCACAAUGAAUGUGCUAGAAGGGACAAACGUUGUCACGCGAUUGAAGGAGGUAAAGUCGAAUAACCAGCCGGUAAGGUUGUUGCUCGUUCGUGUCGAGGAGCGUAAUGCUUCGCGCAACCUGAUGAUUUACUUGGCCAAACUGCACGCCACGGUUAGAGAUUUCGAGGCAAAAAAGUACGCUCCAUUGUAUCUGAACGCACCAACAGUGGAAAUCAGUUCAUAUAAUUACGAUAAUUUUAUGGCUAUUAUGGAUAUAUGAUAGAGUGCAAAAACAAAUAAAAUGUUUAUUUUCAACCGAAAAAAAAAACUACCCGUAUCCAUUU